GGGCUGUUCUUCACGCAGAAACCCGAUCAUCUGUCCCGUGUAGAAAAAAAAACAUUAAAGAGAAGAUCUCCUGCUUGGAAGUGCAUUCAAGAUCUGCUGCGAAUCAAGCCCGAAUAACUCAAAGAUUACACCGACCAUGGAAGAUGGCAGGGAAACAGCUGCGAUGAGAGAGGAAGAACGGAGGAAACGACAAAUAGACUCUGAAUUGAGCUCGAGAAAUAAUAAAGAUCAAUGGUGUCACACAGUUGAUGAUUCUCAAGCCUUGGAGGACACAGACAGUGACAUUGGUUUGUGUGGAUGGGUCCUGGUGAUUUUUUCCAUCCUGCUCACGUUGCUGACCCUUCCUCUCUCUAUAUGGAUGUGCAUUAAGAUAGUGAAGGAAUAUGAACGGGCAAUUAUCUUUCGCCUGGGACGCAUUUUACGAGGAGGAGCCAAAGGACCAGGUCUAUUCUUCAUCUUACCGUGCACAGACAGCUUUAUCAAUGUGGACAUGCGCACUAUUACAUUUGAUAUCCCGCCUCAGGAGGUGUUGACAAAGGACUCUGUGACAGUGAGUGUAGAUGGCGUGGUUUACUACCGCGUACAAAACGCAACUCUGGCAGUCGCCAACAUCACCAACGCUGACGCGGCCACUCGUCUGCUGGCACAAACCACUCUGAGGAAUGUGCUGGGAACAAAGAACCUGGCAGAGAUCUUGUCUGACCGUGAGGAGAUCGCACACAGCAUGCAGUCUACACUGGAUGAUGCCACAGAUGACUGGGGUAUUAAGGUGGAGCGUGUGGAGAUUAAGGAUGUUAAACUGCCCCUGCAGCUGCAGAGAGCAAUGGCAGCCGAGGCUGAAGCGUCCAGAGAGGCCAGAGCAAAGGUGAUCGCUGCUGAAGGAGAAAUGAAUGCGUCACGUGCUCUGAAGGAGGCCUCUCUGGUGAUCGCAGAGUCUCCGUCUGCUCUACAGCUGCGAUACCUCCAGACCCUCAACACCAUCGCUGCUGAGAAGAACUCCACCAUCAUCUUCCCUCUGCCCAUCGACAUGAUGCAGUCCUUCCUGAAGCACUGAACGCUUACACACACAGACGCAGCCAUGCACAGAUGAACAGACUGAAGGUUAUGUAACAUGCACUCGUGUGAGGAUAAUGUACUGCAGGGGUCCAGAAGUCUGAGGAGUCUGCUAUCCUGUGUCCUGGAUUUGGUGAAAAAUGAGACACUAAAUUUAGUAAUUAGAUUAGGUUUGUUGGUUUUUAAUCGAAUAUAAGAAUUGCUAAUCAUGUGACUUUACAAAAUGGCGGAGGUCAAAAAGUCAAAUCCCGAAAUUCAUAUACGUACACUACCUUUUAAACCUUCUAAGGCUGCAUUUAUUUGAUCAAAAAUACAGUAAAACCUGUCAAAUUUAAAUUGGAAUAUAGUAUUGAAUGUAGUUUAAAAUGUAAAGCCUGUGUACAAUACAAUUUUACGAUGUUCAUUUUGCUAGCGCACAUUGUUGGUUUUAAGGUGAACAAAUAAUCUGUGCAAGUUAAUCCCUUGAAAAGAAAAGUUUACUCUGGUAAUCUUCAAUCAAAGUCCGACCAUUUUCUUCCAUAUUUGAAGUGGCGGUCUUUCUCUGUUGACGUCAAACUGACAGCUUCAUCCACAAUAUUUGUAACCACGCCCCUCUUACCAUUAGUUUGCUAUGAGGGAAUGAUGCGCUAAAAGAAAGCCCCGCCUCCUACUCAAUAUUCAGUUUCAGUUAAAAGUACAUUAACAUACUAAAAUAAAAAGCCUCAGCAACUUACUAUUGAAGUGGGCUUUAAAGUAGAAAUUUUAGCAUCAUUAUUGUCACAGAAUUGUUCACAAUCAUAUUAAAAGGAAUAUUCUGUUUUAUUAUCAGUUAUUUUUAGUAAUAGGCUUUUUUUUUAAACAAUAAUAAAUGAUGCAGAUUCUAAACUUUGGACUGGUAGUGUAUAUUCAGUUUAACCCUUUUUCCUCCAGUCAUCAUUCUGAAUAUAUUUUUCAUGUUUUCAUUAGUGGUCUCAGACUUUUGGACUCCACUGUGCAUGUAAAACACCCACACCCCCCUCUUUAUUUAGAUGUGUAAUCCUUCUCCCUUUUUCUGAAGGAAAUUUGAUACAAUAUAUGAAGGAUAGUCAUAAAAAUCCUCCAUUAAAUAAGAAACUGACUGCACAACAUUUUCUGCCAUUUGUUUUAAACUUUCAGCAUGGGUUUCAUACUAAUAAUUGGAUUUAAAGUAUACAGAUCUAAGACCAUGGGAUUAAAAAAAUAUAUGUUUUUGUAACUGUUACUUCUCACAAUUUUUUCUUUUUUCCAAACACAGAACUUGUCAUAUUUUAAACUUUAAUACUUUUUUUCACAAUUCAUUUUUUACUUGCAAUUUCAAGUUUACAAAUAACAAUUCAGAUGUUUUAAUCUCACAUUUUGCAGCUGUUAUAAAUUUCGCAAGUUGUGAUUUGCGAUAUGGAAACUUUUUUAAAGCAAUUAACACAUAUUUUUUCCUCACAAUUCUCAGUUUAUUUGUCACAAUUUAGACAUUUUAUCUGAACCUAGAUUUAUGAGAAACUUACGGUGGCCGAGAGAGCUUAAUGUGCAGCAAUUUAAGAAAACACAUGCAGUUACAAAAA
Danio aesculapii is the source of this 2609-nucleotide messenger RNA. It is a transcript of the gene stom, whose product is annotated as stomatin. The record is from RefSeq and is a predicted model, not a curated record. NCBI's taxonomy places the organism in Eukaryota, Metazoa, Chordata, Actinopteri, Cypriniformes, Danionidae. Gene Ontology annotation, cellular component: plasma membrane. The transcript is spliced from 9 exons. Bases 137 to 1054 code for a protein of 305 amino acids.